AUGGCCCCUACGCGCAGAAGAUAUACGGAAGAUGUUUUGAUCAUUGGUGUCUCCGAAGCAUUGGUCAGAGCUGGUGGGGACAUCGCAUCAGUAAUGCUGAGGCUGCGCUGGCUGGGACAUGUACUUCGCAUGCCAGAAGACCGUCUUCCUCGCAGAGCUCUUUUCGUCCAGCCCAGUAGAGCGGAAGCGACAGAGGUGGACAUCGGGUGGGUAAUUGCCGCCUCCCUGGAUGGGGACUCCGAGGCUCCAAUCACCAAUGGCGAACGACACUGGCGGAAACGGCCCAAUCAUGCAGUCAGUGGCGCUCAUGCAUCAAAGCUAUCGCCCCAAUGCGUAGCUACCCAAUUUCCGAACAAAUUGGACAUGCUUUCGUCUCCAAGGCUUGGUUAUAUGUUUUACUCUCCGUCUUCCGAGGGAGUAAAACUAGUGAUCAAUACUUACCUUUUCUUCACAUUCGACGAAAACUUCUUCAAAAAAUUCGUCAAAGAUCUGUUGCGCUUGCACUUCAGUCAAGUUAACUGGAAUAACGGAUGCGACAUAGGAAUGCACGAGAUAAGCGAUGAGGACAGAAAUUUAUGGAAUUGA
This is a messenger RNA of Opisthorchis viverrini, 585 nucleotides long. RefSeq lists its product as hypothetical. The record is from RefSeq and is a predicted model, not a curated record. The transcript is spliced from 4 exons. Lineage: Eukaryota; Metazoa; Platyhelminthes; Trematoda; Opisthorchiida; Opisthorchiidae. The coding region runs from base 1 to 585 and encodes 194 amino acids.